This is a messenger RNA of Papaver somniferum (opium poppy), 914 nucleotides long. RefSeq names its product 60S ribosomal protein L18a-2-like. Gene Ontology annotation, cellular component: ribosome; cytosolic large ribosomal subunit. The record is from RefSeq and is a predicted model, not a curated record. The transcript is spliced from 4 exons. The coding region runs from base 141 to 674 and encodes 177 amino acids. Lineage: Eukaryota; Viridiplantae; Streptophyta; Magnoliopsida; Ranunculales; Papaveraceae. Gene Ontology annotation, biological process: translation. Gene Ontology annotation, molecular function: structural constituent of ribosome.
GGGUUUAUGUAUUUCUCCAAAGAAGCGAUACAUAAAAAGAGAAACACAUUUUUGGCUUUCUUCCUUGACUGCCGCAGAGGAGCUGCAGAACCCUAAACAAGGAAGAAGAGGUAGCUACGGUUUCAAAUCAGACGGCAAAAAUGACGUUCAAGUAUCAUCAAUAUCAGGUUGUGGGAAGGGCAUUACCCACUGAGAAGGAGGACACUCCUAAGAUUUAUAGGAUGAAGCUUUGGGCAACUAAUGAAGUUCGUGCUAAAUCUAAGUUUUGGUACUUUUUGAGGAAGCUUAAGAAAGUGAAGAAGAGCAAUGGACAGGUUUUGGCUAUCAAUGAGAUUUAUGAGAAGAGCCCAACCAAGAUUAAGAACUAUGGUAUCUGGUUGCGUUAUCAAAGCCGAACCGGUUACCACAACAUGUACAAGGAGUACCGUGACACUACUCUCAAUGGAGGUGUAGAACAGAUGUACACUGAAAUGGCUUCCCGUCACAGAGUUAGGUCUCCAUGCAUCCAGAUCAUCAAAACUGCCACCAUCCCUGCCAAGCUUUGCAAGAGAGAGAGCACAAAGCAAUUCCACAAGAAGGACAUCAAGUUCCCAUUGGUAUUCCAGAAGGUUAGACCACCAACCAGGAGAUUGAAGACCACAUACAAGGCAACAAGACCCAACUUGUUCAAGUAAGCACUUGGUUUAGGACUUGAGAGUGCCUGAAGUAGUAGAUUAUUAGGCUAAGCUUGGUGAGCUGGUAAAAGUUUUCUUAAGAUUUAUAUAUUUUGGGGUAAAAACAUUUUUUUUGUCUGUAGAACUUUAUUUACUUAUUGUUUCUGUUUUGUUGGAGACUUGAAAUUCAGUAGAUGUUCCAGAAGUAGUCUGUCAGACUAUAUUGUUUAUUUCAUUUCUGUUUAUUUUUUCGUUCUGACA